Molecule: messenger RNA, 943 nt
Organism: Cuscuta europaea
Lineage: Eukaryota; Viridiplantae; Streptophyta; Magnoliopsida; Solanales; Convolvulaceae
Source: the annotation of a GenBank genome assembly
UCCACAAACUUUCCCGCACUCGAAACCCUUUAUAUAUUACCGGAGCCACCCGAUCCAGACACGGCACCACCGGUAGCAAUUUCGCAAGCUAAAGUCUAAACACAUUCUCCGAUCCUCUAGUUUCUCUAAUGGCUCGUACCAAGCAGACCGCUCGUAAGUCGACCGGUGGAAAGGCUCCCCGGAAGCAGUUGGCAACCAAAGCCGCCAGGAAAUCCGCUCCGGCAACCGGAGGAGUGAAGAAGCCCCACCGUUUUCGCCCAGGAACGGUUGCUCUGAGGGAGAUCCGGAAGUACCAGAAAUCUACAGAGCUUUUGAUCCGAAAGCUCCCCUUCCAGAGACUUGUUCGGGAAAUCGCCCAGGAUUUCAAGACCGAUCUGAGGUUCCAGAGCAGCGCUGUGUCGGCUCUCCAAGAGGCGGCGGAGGCUUACCUAGUUGGACUCUUUGAGGACACAAACCUUUGUGCAAUUCAUGCUAAGAGGGUUACCAUUAUGCCCAAGGAUAUGCAGCUGGCCAGGAGGAUUCGCGGAGAGAGGGCCUAAUCUUGAGCUUUGAAGUCUAAUUUUAUGAUCUGCUAGGGUUUUGUUACGGUUUGUGGCUUGGUUUGCAAGGUGGUAGUAUAAAAAUCAUGUAAAUCUAGUUUAUUUGUGCUGGUAACCAACCACCAAGACAGUGUCUGUUCGAAAUCUAAUUUAUCUAAGCAAUGCAAUUUGCCUCUCGGUUACUUCUCUAUAUUUCUCCAUCAAUGAUUGUAGUCCUUAACUUUGCUUACAAAUUGAUUAUGCAAUUGUUGUAAUUUUCUAUUAAAUGUUUCCCUAGUAAGAACUUUAGAUGUUGAUGUCUGAAAAUGUGAUUCUCUUGAACCCAGGUCAUGGAAUCUGAAGUAACUGAAAUUUCAUCAAUUCAUGAUAAGAAUAGAAUUUCAAGUUUACAUUUUGCUUGCUGG